Uncinocarpus reesii 1704 is the source of this 3417-nucleotide messenger RNA. RefSeq lists its product as uncharacterized. The transcript has 3 exons. The coding region runs from base 1 to 3417 and encodes 1138 amino acids. The record is from RefSeq and is a predicted model, not a curated record. Lineage: Eukaryota; Fungi; Ascomycota; Eurotiomycetes; Onygenales; Onygenaceae. Gene Ontology annotation, biological process: regulation of transcription by RNA polymerase II.
AUGACUACCACUGCGAGGCGUAAGCCUUCGGGCUCCCGGGCUAAGCCUCGCGUCGGCACCCAGUUGAAGAAUCCACGAACUACGGAUCAAGAUGGCAACAUCGAGCCGCCUCCCAAACGACGCAAAUAUAUACCAGGGGGGCCUGGAGGCGGUGGAAGAUACGUGGAAAUUGACGGCACGGAGACGCCUGUACGCCCUCUGAAUUCCUCCAGCCAAAACAAGGCCGCCUCACGUAGUAGGCCCCCGCGUGAAAAGCCUCGAACCGCACCUCCCAAACCACCGCAACCACCGCCGCCGCCGCCGCCGCCUCCCCCACCAGCGACGCCACCUGCCUCUGCACGUCCAAAACGUGAAAAGAAUCAAGCCCGUCGAUACAGCUCCGCCGCUGCAGCAGUACUUGCCGUUGCACAGGGAGACGGUUAUAAGCCGAGAGAAGAGCGUGGUUGGGAAGAAUUCCAUCCAGACCUUGAUAUCGAUGCUAAGAUAGCCGUAUUCAGCUCUGAGGAGGUGGAUGGUGUCGUGCAAAAUGGGUCGAUACACGACACGAGCAGUGGUGACGGUGCUGUUGAAGGAGAGAAUUCUAGCUUGUCCUCGUCAGCGCUCAGACGAGGGCCAGGCAGGCCACGGCGGGGUGAUAUGCCGUUCAGUAACGUCGCAACCCCCCAACCCCCUAAAUUUGUUCCACCUCCUGGACCCAAUCCCCGUGAAAAACUCACUCUUCCCAAGCCCUCAUUUGUCCUUAAGGACCCGUUCUUACCUUUUGAGCAAAAGGGGGUUGGACAACAAAAUUAUGUUGAUCGCACAAUGGCGAGUGUUGGUUUCCAAGAGAGCGAUAUUUUCUUGCGCCACGAGCGGCGUUUAAUUCGAAUGACCGAAGAUGUAGUAGAGGAGGAUUUGGAUCUGGAUCCUCCCGCUGCCGCUGAUGGAGACAUCAUCAAUGCCGCGGUGGGUAACAAUGGAGUUGGCCGAGUCGAAUAUGAUAUGGACGAACAAGAUGCGAAAUGGUUAGAGACCUACAACAUCCAACGAAGAAAUGAUCAAUUUGAGCCUAUCAAACCGGCAAUAUUCGAGAUCACUAUGACCAAAAUCGAAAAAGAAUGGCAUGCGCUCGAAAAGAGGAUACCAAAACCAAAUCCCAAGCCGCCGCAAACCCAGCGCCCUCGCUCAAGCUCCGCCGCUGCAGUUAAUGGUGAGCACGCUGGCCCAGGGGAAGAGCAAGAUAGCAAAUGUGCUAUUUGUGAUGAUGGAGAUUGUGAGAACUCCAACGCUAUUGUGUUUUGUGAUGGCUGCGAUCUUGCGGUGCACCAAGAAUGCUACGGAGUUCCCUAUAUACCCGAAGGCCAGUGGCUUUGCCGCAAAUGUCAGCUAAUUGGCCGUGGAUCACCGUCCUGCAUCUUUUGUCCCAACACCGAAGGGGCUUUUAAACAAACGAAUACGUCGAAAUGGUCGCAUCUCCUGUGCGCUGUCUGGAUCCCCGAGGUAUCCAUCGGAAACCCGUCUCUUAUGGAACCUGUGCUAGAUGUGGAAAAGGUCCCGAGGAGCCGCUGGAAGCUAAAUUGCUAUAUCUGCCGCCAGAAGAUGGGGGCAUGUAUACAAUGUAGUAACAAGAAUUGUUUUGCUGCGUUUCAUGUAACGUGCGGAAGGCGAGCUCGACUGUACUUGAAGAUGAAGCUUACCCCCGGAGUUCCUGCUAUCAUGGAUUCCAAUGGCUUGAAGGCAUUCUGUGAUCGCCAUGUGCCUCCGGAUUGGCGAAGGGAAUUCAACACAGAAGGCGCUACAGCUGAUGCUAUUGAGUACUAUCGCACCACGAUGCAAGGCAGGCGAUGGGGCGACAGCCAGGCAGCUGCUCUUGCUUUGGAACCGGAGUCUCCCGGCGGUGAGGGUAUCGAAGAUGACCAGAGACCUGUUACUCCGCGCAUUACUUUGACUGUUGGCGGCAAUAAGCGCAAACGAGCUGGGCCUCCAAAAACAAUAUGGAAGCUUCCAUCCGGUGCUCCAGUUGUACCCCAGGUUAUUUUGAAUAACGUUAUUGCUUCCCUGCAACGUUUUACUGUCCGCCAAAGGAAACAAUAUGCAGAGGAUGCCUGUAAAUACUGGACACUGAAAAGAGAAGCUAGAAGGGGCGCUGCAUUAUUAAAGAGACUCCAGCUCCAGUUAGAAACGUUUUCAUCGAUGGAAAUGACGAGACGUAAUUUUGCUGGAAUGGGCCCUACCGGAAGUGUGAGACUGCAACGGCGCAUGGAAUUCGCUGAUAGGUUAUAUCUGGACGUGGAUAAAGUUCGGAUGUUGUGCGACGAGGUAAAGAGGCGAGAAUAUGAGAAGUUAAAAGAUGCCGAAACACUUCGAAACCUGGUUGAUUUGGUGUAUUUCCCCAUUCCUCCGCUGCUCCGGCCAAUCUUCGAGAAAGUACAAGCGCUUGAUGGAAAAGGGGUCUUUCGUGUAGGGCUACUUUUCGAUCCGUUCGAAUCUAGAAAACCGGGCCUAUACAUCCGUUUCGACUUUUUCUCGAGACCUAGCCCAUGUCUCACAUCAGAAAUUGAAACGCAAACUCGCGAAACGAAUCAUCAAGGCCCAUCCCAGCCAGCACUAGAAGAUGCCCUACGGAAGGAAAGCGAAUUGAGCGGCAAACCUUUUGAAAAGGAAUUGAAAGACCUGGAUCUCAUGUUAGAAAACAGUGUCCUCUCUCGAAGGGGGUCUUUAUAUGAUUCGAUUGAAGCGGCGGCCAACGAAAGCGAACCUUGCGUGGAUGUCUCAAUGGUGAACGACUUGGCAAGUAGUGGUGAGGGGGGAAAUGUCCGUGAUAACGAGGGUGAAGAUAUUGAAAUGGUAGACGCCACGACCGUCGAGCCAGCAAAAGACUUACUAUCUAAUGUGACUACCGAAGUUGAUGCCAUGAGACAGAAGAACGACGGUGAGAAAAUGACGAAUCUCGAGUCUACCGACGAAACACACGCAAACUCCGAUGACCGGCAUGCAGUAUUUACCCCACCAACCGUCCAUAGUGCUGUAUUAAGCGAGAUGGACAAUAAUCCCCAAAGCGGCGACUCCAAUCCGCCGGGCUUCCCUGAGGCACAAGCAGCUCCACCUACUCCCCCUGCGAGUUUUAAAGAUAGCCACCAGCCGCCAUUGGCACAAGGAGGUAUUCAGUGGUACAUGGAGCCAUUUGACCCCGUCGGCACUACCAUCUACGAAGAACGAUGGACAGGCCGCGAAGUCCUACGGGGCAUGAGCGAAGAGCUAAGUGAGCUUGACGAAGACGAGUUGCGACAUCUAGUUGGAGACGAAUUUGUCAAUGGAGCCCCCAGAGAACAGCUGAAUGGCACCGACGAUAUGAAGGAUGUUGACCCGGCAGGGAGCAUUGAGGUUUCGAAGCCAAAGGCCCCGAGGCCGAAACGGCGUUGGCGAGGGUUUAGAUAG